ACGACACCAAGCACGCCAUUAAAUAGCAGUAGGCCGGACUCCCCGCUCUCUCGGUCUUAGCGCCAUCUUCCUUGAGACUCCUGCGCCAUGAGAGCGAAGUGGCGGAAGAAGAGAAUGCGCAGGCUGAAGCGCAAGAGAAGAAAGAUGAGGCAGAGGUCCAAGUAAACCAUCUUGUGCACCCACGAAGCCUGCGGGAGCAGAAGUAAGGGAUGCUGAAGCCCGGAACAAGUGGUUGGACUGUAUGCUGCUGUCGGUAAUAAGUCUCAGUAGACCCGGAAUGUCACCUCGCCGAGAUCAGCUGGGAAAAUGACUACCUUCCUCACAACCAAAACAGUCCCGCUGGCCCUCUGCCCUGGACCUUUGGCAUUCUGGACUAGUUCUGUUCUCUUGUGGCCAAGUGUAACUCGUGUACAAUAAACCCUCUUGCUGUCAGCUGAAGAAUCAAA
Rattus norvegicus (Norway rat) is the source of this 446-nucleotide messenger RNA. RefSeq names its product ribosomal protein L41 (gene Rpl41). NCBI's taxonomy places the organism in Eukaryota, Metazoa, Chordata, Mammalia, Rodentia, Muridae. Bases 88 to 165 code for a protein of 25 amino acids. The record is from RefSeq and is marked validated. Gene Ontology annotation, molecular function: structural constituent of ribosome. Gene Ontology annotation, cellular component: ribosome; cytoplasm. Gene Ontology annotation, biological process: translation. The transcript is spliced from 4 exons.